This is a messenger RNA of Mycena citricolor, 7185 nucleotides long. NCBI's taxonomy places the organism in Eukaryota, Fungi, Basidiomycota, Agaricomycetes, Agaricales, Mycenaceae. The record is from the annotation of a GenBank genome assembly.
CGCGACCAUGCCGAAACUGUGAACUUCGCUGAUGUCUUUGCGAACGAUACUUUCCAAGCCUGUUCCUCAAUGUGCCAGGACUUCGCUGCGUCGAGCAAAGCUUGAGCGAUACGACACAAUCCGGACAUUUUUCAAUAAGCAGCAUGCGUCCAGCGUGCAAACCGCGCCUCGUUCCUAUCCGCUCCGUCCGCUUCAGAGCCCACUACAUCACCUGGUAUUCGCGCGUUGCUUUCAUGCAUCAUGUACGAGGCUCGAUGAGCAGCGUCUACCCAAAAAGGACGAGGAGGGAGCCGAGAGAGAACCAGAUCCGUUGUCCCCUCCCCCGUCUCCGCCCCCACCAAACUACGACAACUACACUCCAUUUUCCGGCGAUUGGCUAUGUCCGUGCCGCAUCUACCGCGGCCAAGUCGCGACGAUUUCUUGAAGUUGGCUACGGGCUUUUGGGCGCGUGCGCGGAUACGGUUCAAGUGGUUCACGAUCAAAUCCUUCCGGCGAUUCAACGCAGACGACAUCUCGGCGUUCAUAACGCUGAUCUUGAUGAGCCAGACCCUGUGGAUCUUUGUGGGAACAACGACCUUUUUCUCGGUCAUAUUUGCCAUAGCAAACAGCUUCCGCUUGCAGGCAGACUAUAUUGCGCGCGGUAUCAGCGACUACCUCACGUCGGAGACUGGCGUGACGGUCAUUUUCGAGUCGGCCAUUGUCCCUAAAUGGAAAGAUUCGCGCAUUUCAUUCAAGAAUGUGUUCAUCUCUCAACGCCCCAAGUCCUUCCCGUCGCCCAUUCGUCGGCAGGACAGCGAAGGAUUCGCCCCCGGAGGAUAUGACAUCACAGGGCAUCCAGUGUACCAUCAUGAAGAGGAUGAUGAUAAACUCGCGGAGGAGGAGGAGGAGGACACAAACUACACUAUGUUCGACCUGAACGUCGAUUCGAUAGAUGUGACACUGUCCUUGUGGCGGUGGUUCGAAGGCAAAGGCCUGGUUCAGGAUGCAGUCAUCAAGGGUGUUCGAGGAACCCUUGACCGGCGAAACGUGACCUGGGACCCAGACCAUCCUUGGGAUCCAGUAGCCUUUCGACAUAAGGCACGACCAGGCGACUUCGAGCUCGAGUCGCUGCAGAUAGAGGAUCUGCUGCUGACUGUAUAUCAGCCAGGAGACUUCCGGCCGUUCACAGCGUCCAUCUUUCGUGCAGACAUCCGAUGUUUCCGCAAGCAGUGGAUUUUCUACGACUUUUUGUCCGCAGAAAACGUCGUAGGGCAAUUCGACAACUGCUUGUUUAGUCUGCACAAGCCGCAGAGCAUCGGAAGGACUACGACUAUGGACCUGAAGGACGGAGAUUGGGGCAGGAUGACCCGUAUCCGUAUGGACGGGAUCCCGAUAGACCACAUCCAGCGUGCUUCGACUACUGAGGGCCCCAUUUCGUGGAUCGUUUCGGGCAAAAUGGAUGUCGUGUUCGACAUCAAGUUCCCUCGGGAUCCGGAAGACGACUCACAACUCAACGCUCUCAUAGGCGAGAUCGCAGAUGCUAUCAGCACCUCUUUGGCUUCCGUGGAACGGAUUCCCGGCCAGCACGGUCUCGCACGUCCACCGUUGCAAGUUCCAGAGAAAGCUUCGUCAAGUGUCGACACAAGACGUCAACUCAUUAUUGACAUCGAUUUGCGAUUCCGCGAUCUCAAGGCAGCUGUUCCCAUCUUCACCAAGGACCUGUCUUAUGUCAAUAACGCACUCAUUCGACCGAUAGUGAGCUUUAUGAACGCGAACCGAACACUGGUUCCCAUUCGCUGCAGAGUCGUCAAAGAUGUCGCCGAUUUCGAUGGCUCUUGGACAAUGUGGGAGUCGGGGCUCAUGGACGAACUGGCGCUGGAGGUUUACGACGCCAUGGCCUACCAUGUCACACAGGCUAAUAUGAACAAGCGCAUCAAGACUGUCAGCAUUUGGAGUCUGCAGAUGACCGCUGGCGCUGUGAUCUCGACUUUGAGGACGUUCAUUGAUCCAGUGUCAGCUCGUCUACGGGAGGCCUACCAAAACCGGCGUGGACUUUACGAAGCCUUGUAUGCCGAGCCACUCUUUGAUUUUUGAUGUAUAUACGCCAAUCCUAACGACCGUUUCAUGUGAUUCCCUGAUUCGGGCGGAGAAUGUUUGUGUCUGGCACGACGAGUUGCAUGAUGUCAUUCAUCAUAUCUUACAUCCGUCGCAACCCGAUUUGAUGCAGUGAUGCGCUUUUGAGCUACAUGUGAUGACAUACCACACCGGCGCUGACGAUCGCUGUUCUCAGUCUUCUUACACACCACCAUGGUCUCCGACGCUCUUCUGGAAAUUGGAUACCGCUGGCUAGACCAGGGUCUUGUGCCCGACUUCAUCAUCCGACGUGUCAUUCGCGCGCUUCUCCGCGAACGCCUACGCGAAAUCGACCGCGGGACGUUCGAGGCCAACCAUGCUGCGAAGAUGAAGUGGGUCGAGGACGUCCGUACGAGAGUGCAGAUCGCAGAGUUGACUGAGAAGGCCAAUGAGCAGCACUAUGAGGUCACCACGAACUUCAUCCUCUCCACGCUCGGCCCCUAUGCCAAAUACUCGUCCUGCCUCUACCCGACAGGGAAAGAGACACUCGCCGAAGCGGAGAUCCACAUGCUCGAGGACUACUGCGUCAAGGCGAAGCUCCGCGACGGCCAGGACGUACUCGAUCUCGGAUGCGGGUGGGGAAGCCUUUCGCUGUUCCUCGCACAGAAAUACCCUGGCUCACGGAUCACCGGGCUGUCGAAUUCGGCUACGCAGAAGGCCCAUAUCGACUCGACUGCUAAAGCGAGGGGGCUGACGAAUCUUGAGAUCGUCACGGCAGACGUCAAUGUGCACGAUUUCGCGGGGUCCAAGUUCUUCGACCGUGUGCUCUCGAUUGAGAUGUUUGAGCACAUGAAGAACUACGAGGUCCUGCUUGCCAAGAUCUCCUCCUGGAUGCGACCGACUCCGAAGGAGAAAUCACUCGAUGGCGACGAAUCCCUUCUUUCGUUCACAUAUUCUGCCACCGCUCCCAGCCAUAUCACUUUGAGAGUGAGGAUGGCUGGAUGGCGCAGAAUUUCUUCUCUGGGGGAACAAUGCCUUCGCACGAUGCACUACUGUACUUCCAGAACGACUUGUCUCUAGAACGCAGCUGGUAUAUCUCUGGUCACCAUUAUUCUCGGACCCUCGAGGACUGGUUGAAACUCCAAGAUCAAAAUAAAAAGGUCGGACUUAAAGAGCUUCACGAUGAUGCUAUUGCGAAAGGCAAAUCUCCUGAAGAGGCUACGGCAAUGUUCCAUCGAUUCCGUGUGUUUUACAUGGCUUGCUCAGAGCUGUUCAACUACGAUGGUGGACAGCAGUGGGGAGUGGGCCACUAUCUGUUCAAGAGGAAAGCAGAUUGAACCUUUCACCUUCCUGCACACGGAGUGAUGUGAUUUCUUAAUGCUAGAGGUCUCAACCUAUCUCGCCAUUGUAGAGUGCUAGGGUGCUACUGACAAUACGAUACUGGAUGUUUUGAGUUACAUGGAACUUGCUGCAGAUGUAACAGCCUACCGCUCAAAAAGCGAGUUUGAGUGUGGGGUGAGACUGGCCUACGUUGAGACCAAACAUCGUUAUGAAUUGACGAUUAUUCAAGCACGCUUGCAGGUUACAUGGCAGAUUAGCUAGGUAUCUGAGAUUACGCACGUGAUAUGAAGCGAGAAUGUACACGUGAUAAAAGCGCUGUCACAAUUUCACGCGUACCAGAGCACUACGCUCCCACAUCCUUUCAACCGCACUCCAAUACCGAGCAGGAUCCAGUCGUUCGUGUUGGACGUGCUGUGACCCACUGAACCUCUCGACAGAAACGUCGGCGCAGAUCCCUGCCGACUGCAGUUUUACGAGGUGCUCUUCGACAGAGGUGAACGGGACCAUCCGGUCCUCGCUCGAGUAAAUGUACAAUCUCGGCGCAUGACUCGCUGCGCACGGGAACAACUCCGGGCGGAGCAAGCUGGCGUGUAGAUCGGAGAAGAGAUUCGCUUGGCCCAGCAGCAGCCGACGCGCGAGCAUGACCGUGUAGGCCAUCGUGAGCGGCACUGUGGCUACCGCUUUGACUGCGGGGGACUUGAUGUCGGUGGUCAGGGUCGCGAUCAGGGACGUGUACUCGCUCGCACCGGGCGUCGAGUCGAAUAUCGUCGCCGUGCGGACGGUGCGCCUAGAGUCGGAGGAUGCCAGCUUCCGAGCCAUCAGCCGAGACAGGGUAAUGAAUUGGAAGGCGCCACCUGCAGUAGUCCCUUAGAUUAGCCCGGACAGUUGGCGAGAAACCCACCAUUGGAGAUGACGUGCAUGAGCAUUCCCCGCUUUACAUCCUGACUGGAAUGGUAGACUGUCGAGAGCAGGAAGUCUGCGAUGGGAGCAAGUGUGUCGUCCUAUGAACAUUGGAGAGGCUGGAUCCGAGAGCAUUGAGAACACGGACCCUCUUCUGCUCACUAGACCAUAUGAAGGACGGAUGCGAUUGCACGGUGAUGAUGUCUGCUGCCGGCCAUCGCUUGCGGUGCUUCGCAGCAUAUUUCUCGAGCAGCCGGUGCGGAGCGUCCACUGAGGACGGCGUUAAUGAAUAAAAAAGGUAUGGAUGGCUGCAAACGUACUCCAUCCGAACAGGACUACCACCCGAGGGUCAUUUGCACCGUGCGCAGGAGAUGUUGAAUACGAGAUGUUGACGUCUGGACCUAGUUUCUCGAACACAAGUGGGAGGUCGUUGGACGCAAGUGCUGGGGGGACUUUAGAGAUCCAUUGCUCCUGGAGACGAGGGAGUCGCGCUACCAUCCUCUGCACUCUGUGCGACUCUGACCAGGUCACCCCAUGUGUCAGGCUUUGGGGUGGUAGUAGCCAUCGGACAAUUUUUUGAGGAGAGAAUCCCGAGCGGAGAUGACAGCUGAAAAGACCGAGGCUCGAUGCAGCGGCUUCAUCGGAAAUAGAGAGAAUCUCAUCUGUUGACGAGCUAUGCGACGAGGUUUUGGGGCGAGAUGAUGGGGAGGAGUGAAUGUAACCCCUUUGGGCCGCUGUACGUGAACGCCGCACAAUCCCGAUUCAGAGUGACUGUUAUCAUCAACUUCUGAUCUGUACAUCUCGAAUUUCCAACUGAGCAUGCAUCUUGCGCAUCGCCACGCCGGAGGCCUGCCCAGUCCUUGGCCACCCAUGAUUCGAAGCUUCUUUUCAUCUAAUGAUGUUGAGCUGAGCUGGUUUGCUCGCCGACACGUGUGUGUGUCCCAACUCAGCUGGGCCAGCCGCUCGCGCAGGAGACCUGUAUACGUAUCAUGGAGCAUAUUCUCCGUGAUGGGUCGUCGGUUAUUUAAGAGCCCACCGCACGGGCGAGCACACGAACCCCGCCACAGACGCGUCCUCACCAACCAUGGCGACGAAAAAACAAGCAGCGCUUGCCCAAACACACCUCUUCACUCGGGCCGUAGACGACUUUACCCUUUCUUCCCCGGACCGCGCGGAAGUCACACUGGAACGCGCCAGAGUGAUUGCGACGUCCUUUGACUUGUCGGUGCAUGAUGUGCUCACUUGCUCAGAGAAGUUCUGGGAGAGCACCUUGGAUCCGCUCAACACGAUAGAUGGGGCAGCUAGCGCGUUGUGGACCAUACAAGUUAACCUUGCAUGCGGGACGAUCUCCGAAUUCACCGAGUCGCGGCCAGAAUUGAAAGAGCUGUGCCGGAAAAUUUUGGCUUUUGAAGUCUCCGCGCACUACAUGUUGACGGAGGUGGAUCAUGGCCUAGACUCGCAGAACAUCGAGACGACAGCCACCUUGCUGGACGACGGAACUUUCGAGGUGCACACACCCACGCCCGGAGCCGCCAAAUUCAUGCCAUCCAGUCUUCCCGUUGCUGGAGUUCCGAGAGUGGCUAUUGUCAUGGCACGCCUCGUCGUAAAGGGGAAGGAUCGAGGCAUCCGGCCAUUUGCCGUCCCUCUCAACGACGGACGAACCAUGUAUCCGGGAAUCUCUUGUCGUGAGUUACCGCACCGCUCUGGCACGCGGCCCAUCGCGCAUGCUAUCACGUACUUUGACCGGGUGAAUAUCCCCUCGUGGGCAUUCAUCGGCGACUUCCAGGCUUCGCUGCAUCCCCGAAUCCAAUUCCUGCGAAGCAUCUGGCGGCUCGGCAUUGGCUCCGCCACGAUUUCGUCGCUCAGCAUCCCUGCCAUGCGCGUGAUGGCGCAAAUCGUGACACAAUUUGCCCGCCUGCGCAAAGUGACUGACUCGUCCGGGAAGGUCGUCCCCAUCAUCAGUUUCCGCACGACACAGAUUCCCAUUCUCCGUGCCCUGGCGCAGGCCGAUGCGCUCGAAGCGUUGUACAAAGAGAUUCGGCCGUACUUCUCUGCUGCGGACAACAGCAAAUUGACUGACGUCAUCAACAUCCGAAACGGGCUUGCCGACGUUUUCAAGACUGUGACAGUGCAUCACUAUCGAGAGACGAGCAUCACGCUUACGGAUAGGCUGGGUGCCCGGGGACUGUUUACCGAAAACCAACUUAUUGCCCUCGAGAUGGAGCUCCGCGGAAUGACCAUCGCAGAGGGCGACGUGACUGUGCUCUGCAUUCGGUUAGCGAGCGAGCUGUUGAUGGGAAGGUACACACUGCCUCCUGCGAGACAUCCGGAAGCUCUGCUGGCACGUCACGAGCAGGGACUGAUGCUGGAGAUGACUUCCAUUCUCAAGUCUUUCGGCAGCAAGCACCGAUCGGAGAACUUCAACCAGCUUCUUUUGCCCCGUUCUGUGGCGCUUGUCGUGGCAAUCGGACAUCGCAUGGCUUACGAGGCGGCGCUUGACGCUCCAGUCAUGACAGAGCUGGUGGCGUUAUACGAGGCCACUGCAGUCAUGCACGAUUUGGCCUGGUAUGUCGAGAACGGGCUGCUUACGAGGCAGGCGGCGAUUUCGGCAGAGACGGAUGCGCUCAGCGGAGCAUUGCCCUUGCUCGACCAGCUUCUGGAGAAGAACGGAUGCGCUCCCUAUGUGCAUGCGCCCGCUGCUUCGCAUCACGCCUGGGACAAGUGGGUUGCAUCUUUGCCCAUGUUGGACAAUCAUACUGCGAGGGCUCGUUUAUAAUAUAUCAUACAUAUUCACUCACUAUUUCUUAUUCAUUCUUUAUCCUCUUCACAUAUCUCAUCUGUACUGUAAUGUAACACUAAUCAAAUCGUCACGCACAUCGACGACUCGAGCCA